AUGCCCGUCAAGUCGCCUUAUCCAGAUUUCGAAAUCCCCGAUAGCGAUAUCUGGUCGUUCCUGUUUGAACGGAAAGAUCGCGCCUUUCCAGAUGACAAAGAAAUAUUUGUCGACGCCGAUACCAGACGGUCAUACACAUAUGCUCAACUCCGCGACAGCGCAGUGAGCUUUGCCCACGGUCUCAAAGCAACAUGGAACUGGAAAAAGGGCGAUGUUCUCGUCAUCUUCUCUCCAAACUGUGUGGACACACCAACCGUCAUGUACGGCGUCGCCUGGACCGGUGGCGUCAUUUCUCCCGCAAACCCGACAUAUACCGUAGACGAACUGGCUUUUCAGCUAGGCAACUCCGACGCAAAGGCUCUUGCGACGCAGCGCGCAUUACUCCCCAUUGCGCGCGAGGCUGCGAGGAAAGUUGGCCUGCCCGAAGAUCGGAUUAUAUUAAUCGGGGACGAGAGGGAUCCGACCGGCAGGGUUAAACAUUUUACGUCUAUUCGGAAUAUAUCCGGCACGACGAGGUUUCGUCGGCAGCGCGUUGAUCCGAAGAAGGAUGUUGCGUACCUGGUGUACUCGUCUGGUACCACGGGCUUGCCGAAGGGUGUUAUGCUUUCGCACAGGAAUGUGGUUGCCAAUAUUCUGCAGUGCAAGAAUACCGAGGGGAGAUAUCUUUCGUGGAAUGGCAAUGCAGAUGGGAAAGGAGAUCGCAUGCUAGGACUUUUACCAUUUUUCCACAUUUAUGGUCUCACGUGCAUCGUUCACGUCAGCGUACACGCUGGAUAUUCCGUGUUUGUUAUGCCAAAAUUCGAGAUUGAAAAAUUCUGCUCCCACGUACAAAACUACAAAAUCACAUUCAUAUUUGUCGCCCCUCCCGUUAUCCUCCUGCUAGGCAAACACCCCAUCGUCGACAAAUACGACCUGUCUUCCUUGAGAAUGCUGAAUUCCGGCGCAGCACCACUCACCCGCGAACUCGUCCAAACCACCGCUGCACGAAUCAAAGUCCCCAUCAAACAGGGAUACGGACUAACCGAAACCAGUCCUACGACGCAUACCCAAACCUGGGAAGACUGGGACAAGGAUAUCGGUUCCGUGGGUCAAUUGCACCCCAACAUGGAAGCCAAGUACAUGUCCACACCUGACGACGAUUCGGAGCCUCAAGAAGUCCCCGUCGGCCAAGUAGGCGAACUCUGGAUGCGCGGUCCAAAUGUUUUUAUGGGGUACCACAAAAACAAGAAAGCGACUGAUGGCUGUCUGACUGCAGACGGCUGGUUCAGGACUGGCGACGUCGGAUAUCAGGAUAAGGAUGGCAAGUUCUUCAUUACGGACCGCAUCAAGGAGCUGAUUAAGUACAAAGGCUUUCAGGUUGCGCCAGCUGAGCUUGAAGGUAUCCUUCUUGAUAAUGAGUUGAUUGAUGAUGUUGCCGUGAUUGGAGUGUAUAGUGAGCAACACGCUUGCGAGGUUCCGAGGGCAUAUGUUGUUCGAGGCAAGGCUAGUAAAGCCUCCGGUGUCAGCGAGGCUGAUGAGGCAGCAAAGAUUGUUGCUUGGAUCCAUGACAAAGUCGCGCAACAUAAGAGGUUGAGAGGUGGUGUACGGUUCGUGGAUGCUGUUCCCAAGAGUGCCAGUGGUAAGAUAUUGCGGCGAGUGCUCAAGGACCAGGCCAAGAAGGAAGAUGAGAAGCCAAAGGCUAAACUAUAA
This is a messenger RNA of Talaromyces marneffei, 1689 nucleotides long. RefSeq lists its product as uncharacterized. The transcript has 3 exons. Gene Ontology annotation, biological process: secondary metabolic process. The coding region runs from base 1 to 1689 and encodes 562 amino acids. NCBI's taxonomy places the organism in Eukaryota, Fungi, Ascomycota, Eurotiomycetes, Eurotiales, Trichocomaceae. The record is from RefSeq and is a predicted model, not a curated record. Gene Ontology annotation, molecular function: CoA-ligase activity.